AAUGGUUUGGCCCGUUCCCUCCAGGGCCGCAGGGGGGCGGGCUCGCCCAUUUGGAAAGAGGGGGGAAAGGCUGCCUUCCUCGUUGCCUGUCCUGCUCUCCCUGAGCCUUCCCUGCACUCAUGAACCCCCCCCCCCCAUUGGCCUGCCCUGCCCUGAGGGAGGCGUCCUCCUUGUGCCGGAGAAGUGCUUCUGGGCGCAGGGGGGGCUCCGGUGGUGAGUUGGGCCUGGCUCCGGAAGUGGCCCCCUUGGAGCAGGAUGGCCUUCCAGAGGCCGGAGGGGGUUCCCCUGCUGCAGGCGCUGGCCAUGACCGUGGCCGAGAUCCCUGUCUUCCUCUACUCCACCUUCGGACAGGCGGCCUUUUCGCAGCUACGCCUGAGUCCCGGCCUCCGGAAGGUGCUCUUUGCCACGGCCCUGGGGACGGUGGCCUUAGCCUUGGCUGCCCAUCAGCUCAAGCGUCGGCGCCGACACCGGAAGACGCUGCCCCCGCCCACGGAGAAGGUGGCCCCCAAGUCGGCCGGGGCCCCCGUCCCCAUCCUGCCCACCAGGAGGGGGGCCCCUUCCAUCAAGAAAGGCUCCUCGGGGAGGCGAGUACAAAGCCCCAGCAGCAAAAGCAAUGACACUCUCAGCGGGAUUUCCUCCCUCGAGCCCAGCAAACACUCCAGCUCUUCGCACAGUUUGGCUUCGAUGGCGGCCCCAAACUCUCCCAGUCCGGCUUCGGCGGGACCCUGGGAGGCCCAGGCCUUAGAUGACCCCGGAGCCGCCGGAGACUGCAGCCCCGAAAACCUCUAUUUCCAAGGGAUGGAGCUCUUUGAGGAGGCCCUGCAAAAGUGGGAGCAGGCCCUGACCGUCCGGAGCAGAGACCCUUCCGGGAGCCUCUCCGUUACCUGGGACGGCGCUGUGGAACCGCCGCAAAUAGACCUCCCGGAGCAGGAAUCCCAGAAGAAGGAGUUUGCGGAGAAGCUGGAGUCCCUCUUGCACCGAGCCUAUCAUCUCCAGGAGGAGUUCGGCGCCACGUUUCCGGCCGACAGCAUGCUGCUAGACCUGGAGAGAACCCUAAUGCUCCCCUUGAGAGAGGAGUCACUGAGGCUCCGGGCCGACGAUGAUGAGGACAGCAUGACUUCGGAGGAGUCCUUUUUCUCCGCGGCCGAGUUGUUUGACUCCCUGCAAAUCGGAGAGGCUCCUUUCCCGCUCUCCAAACCAGCGGCCGCUUACGAAGAAGCCUUGCAAUUGGUAAAGGAAGGAUUGGUUUGCUGUCGGACUUUCCGCACGGAGCUGCUGGGCUGCUACAGUGACCAGGACUUCCUGGCCAAGCUCCACUGCGUCAGGCAAGCCUUCCAGGAGCUUCUGCAGAUAGAGAGGAACCAGCGCUUCUUUGGGGAAGUGGGGAAGCGCAUGGUGCUGGGACUCAUGGCCAAGGCUGAGAAGAACACCAAGGGCUUCCUGGAAAAGUAUGACGCCAUGCUGCGCUACACGCUGAGGCCCGAGACCUGGACGACGACGCAGAAAGAGCUGGAAGGCCGCGGGGUGGUUUGCAUGAGCUUCUUCGACAUCGUCCUGGACUUCAUCCUGAUGGACGCCUUCGAGGACCUGGAGAACCCGCCCUCCUCCGUCCUGGCCGUCCUGCGCAACCGCUGGCUUUCUGACAGCUUCAAAGAGACGGCCCUGGCAACGGCUUGCUGGUCUGUGUUGAAAGCCAAGAGGCGUCUCUUGAUGGUCCCCGAAGGCUUCAUCUCCCAUUUCUACUCCGUAUCGGAGCACGUCAGCCCCGUCCUGGCCUUCGGCUUCUUGGGACCAAAGGAGCAUCUCUCCGAAGUCUGUGGCUUCUUCAAGCAUCAGAUCCUGCAAUACCUGAAGGACAUGUUCGACCUGGACAUCGUGCGCUACACCUCGGUGCCACUGCUGGCGGAGGACGUGCUACAACUCUCCCGACGCCGCAGCGAGAUCCUUUUGGGGUAUUUGGGGGUCGAUACCUCGCUGACACCACUGACAGAAGAGGAGGAGGAAGACGAAGAGAGCAACGGGGUCAACCGAGGUCAUCCAUCUGGGUGAGAGGGAGCCCUGCCUGGCUUUCCUCCCACAAACCGAUGUGACUCCAUCUUGGGAGAAGUGCGAGCGGGCAAUCCAGAGAAAAUCCUUAUUUUCUAAAGACUCGUUUUUGCCUUGGUCCUUUUUUAAAAAUCUGCUUUCUCACUCGUUCACUUUAUUUCCCGUCCUAGCACACAUCUGUGAAGAAAGGGGUCUUUUCCUAACAACAACUACUGUAUUAUUAUUAUUUCCGGUCUAACCUAUUAUCAUUUUCAUGGGAUGAAAGCCAGUAUCUACAUCUUCACGACUGACCUAUUUUAAAAGGAUACCAAACAUUUUCUCCGAAUAUUUUGGGUCUAAUAUAUUAUUUUUAAUGCCUUGGGCCUAAUAUUUGAGCUUAGGGCCAACAAUAUCUUGAUCGUGAGGUUAAUUGAGCUCCAGCAUGGAAAGAAAUCAUGUUUUUUCAAUGAGAAUUAGACUUUUAAUAGGAAUUUCGUCUGGAAAAGCUUUUCCAUAAAUUUGGGUCUUAUGAUACAUAAGUAUGAAGUCAGAAAACCCAUCCAAAUCGAAAACCCCUUUGCUUUGUGAAACCCGACGAAUGUCAUGAAUGUACUGUUUCUGUGCCUCUCUUUCUCCAGCCAAUCUCUCCCUUCCCCGGAAGGUGUAAAUAUUCCCAUUUUAUUUUGUUCUCUUAUUGCACUGUGUUUCCCUUCCUUUUUUUCUAUCCUGGGAGGGAUUUUUAACAUUGAAAAGUGGAAAAAUCAAAUAAAUCUUUUCCUUCAUGAUCAGAAAA
This is a messenger RNA of Anolis sagrei ordinatus, 2818 nucleotides long. RefSeq names its product mitoguardin 2 (gene MIGA2). Lineage: Eukaryota; Metazoa; Chordata; Lepidosauria; Squamata; Anolidae. Gene Ontology annotation, biological process: mitochondrial fusion. The record is from RefSeq and is a predicted model, not a curated record.